Messenger RNA from Acaulospora colombiana, 822 nucleotides. The record is from the annotation of a GenBank genome assembly. Lineage: Eukaryota; Fungi; Glomeromycota; Glomeromycetes; Diversisporales; Acaulosporaceae.
AUGUCAUUUUCCGCUCUUGAGAUGAAAAAUGACAAAUUUUUCCUUGAGAAAAUUUCAGAUUAUAGAUUCUCUCUGUCAAUCUCUUUAAAAAUGAAAGGUAUUCCAUAUGAUAAAGGAAGUGGGGACGGUACUACAGUUGGAUCUCUAAAUGUGCCCAAAGAAAGAAACAAGGAUGGAGUUAAAAAAAAAAGUGGUGGAGUUAAAAAAAAAAGUGGAUCAGUACCUCUGACGCCACGACAAGUCAAUCUUUAUGAAGCUUUUAACUGGUCCGAAUUUUGGAAAAAAAAAAGAGAACCACCUCCCCUCCAGGUUCCCAAGAAUGGAAAGGUACCACGUUGCAUAAAUGCGUUUAUGUUGAUGAAGACAUAUGUGAGAAAGGAUGCGCAUGAAUUUGCGAGUCUAGAGAAAAAGUUUGACGGCGUCGAUAUAAGCGUGGUUAGCGGAAAAGCCUGGAGUAAUAGCACUGAAAAAGACCGCGAAAUCUUUGAUAAUAUGGCCAAGGAAUUAAAACAGCAGUAUAAAAAGGCAUAUCCUGACCAACAAUAUCAUGCGCACAGAUUACCUAAGUGGAACAAUGUCUCCCAAGACAGUUAUUCUGAGGCGGUCUCUAAAAAACAAAGUGCUAAGGAUGAGAAUAAAUCAAAGAAUUCAUUUCUUGUUUCUAAUAUCGAUAAUCCAAUGAACGACAAUAAUAUUUUCGGCUCGUACAAUCCAAAUGAUCCCAAUGAAUUCUUCCCUGCAGUUCAGUUUUUGAACGAUGAAGAUUCCUUAACACAAAACGACCUUCUAUCUGGCUACCAAACCAAUAUGUGUGAUGAUUAA